Molecule: messenger RNA, 1425 nt
Organism: Seminavis robusta
Lineage: Eukaryota; Bacillariophyta; Bacillariophyceae; Naviculales; Naviculaceae
Source: the annotation of a GenBank genome assembly
AUGGAGAAGGCAAAGAAAGCUAUUCAAGCUCAGGAGAUGGCCGACGAGCAAGCCGAGUCUCUCGCAGCAGCCAAGGCAGCAGAGGCAAAGGCAGCGGAAAAGCGUGCAAGGAAAGCUAAGCAAGCCGCCGAUGCAACGGUGGCGGAAGCAGAAAAGCAAGCCAAAGCCGCUAAAGCGGAACUACUGCGACGGGCUCAAGAAGCCGAGUCUCUCGCAACAGCCAAGGCAGCAGAGGCAGAGGCAGCGGAAAAGCGAGCAAAGGAAGCGGAGAAACAGAUGGUUGAUUCCAACACUGCUGCGAAUCCCCAAUCAAAACGAAUUGUGUGGGAAUGUAAAGUGGAAGGCGUAUGGAUUCCGUACUCAUUGGAUGUAACUGCUGCUCUUGAGUCGAGUUUCUCAAAUGGAAUGAAGGCUGCUUUUGCAAUGCACAGUGGGAACUACGAAGUUGACUUUUCCACGAUGCGGCAGCGGAACGUUGCAACGAGCUUUGAGCGAGAAGUACGCCGGGGAGAACUAGAAAGAGAUGGACGCACUCCACGGAUAUCGUGGGAGUGCAAGAUUGAUGGCGGUUGGAUUCAGUACCCAGUUGACGUUGCACAAAUCUUGCAAACCAACUAUGAGAAAAAAUCGAAGGCGAGAUUCCACCUCAACAAUAGUCAAUAUGAGAUUGACUUCCAGGUGGACAAGUUGGAGCAAGUGAAUACCAUAUCUGGCUUCAAACGUCGGGUUCGCCGUUCUGUGGACUCCACAGCGACCGAAGCUCCCAGUACGAGAAAUGUUCCGAAAACUUGGGCGAAGAACGCCACUGGUCAAAACUGCGAGUUGGUCCCGGUAUUAGAAAGUUCAGAUGAAUGGCGAAACGUUGAAGAGGAGCUGACUGCAACGCUCCCACAAGCCAAGCUGUACCAAGUCUUGCGGGUCCAGAACGAGAUGCUCUGGGAGUACUUUUGUUUUAGGAAGGAUAGAGCGACGAAGCUAUCUGGAGGAGGGGACCCCAACGUUGUCCGAGUCUGGCACGGUACUCGCCAGACUGACCCCCAGGUCAUCUGCAAGGACAAAGCCGACGGUUUCAUGAUGCAGCACAGCCGAUGCGGAAUGUGGGGAAAAGGCAUCUAUUUCGCCGCAAGGGCUAGUUACAGCCACGACUAUGCGCGAGAAGAGAGUCGCGUGGUGGAGAACACGGGCUUUCUUUCGCGCUUUUUCAAUCAAAGGAAACUGACAGUUCGGACCCUGAUUCUGGCCAAGUUGGUUGCCGGUGAAGAAGUUGCACUCCAACCAGACAACUCCCUUCGUCUCUGCCCAGAAAAACGCGGUGGGAACGGAAGGUAUGACACCGUCACAGGUACCACCAAUGGCAGCAAGGUGUACGUAGUCUAUGAAAAUGGUCGAGCUUAUCCCGAGUAUCUUGUGACGUACACGAGCUGA